This is a messenger RNA of Cyphellophora attinorum, 1701 nucleotides long. RefSeq names its product Poly(A) RNA polymerase protein cid1. Gene Ontology annotation, biological process: RNA 3'-end processing. The transcript has a single exon. The record is from RefSeq and is a predicted model, not a curated record. Bases 1 to 1701 code for a protein of 566 amino acids. Lineage: Eukaryota; Fungi; Ascomycota; Eurotiomycetes; Chaetothyriales; Cyphellophoraceae. Gene Ontology annotation, molecular function: RNA uridylyltransferase activity.
AUGGCUGCUCCUCCGCCAUCGCGAGGUCCGUGGCCGCGCGUGACGCGUGGUCCGGCACCCUCGCAUGCCUCGCUUUAUGAUCCUAGAGGACCACCUCAGACGCUUGGCCAGCAGGUCAUGGCACAGGCAGACUACCUCAAUAAUGUCUAUCGCACCACUCAGAAGUUCCAGCUUCAACGAGAAGAGCAAAUCGCGAAGGAAACAUUCCGGAAACAUCUGCAAGGCAUGUUUCAGACACUACUACAGAGCCACUACUCGUCAUUCGACGUAAAGGACGUCCGCCUUCAAUGCUACGGCAGUUUGAACAAUGGCUUCGGUCUGGCAAAUUGUGACAUGGACCUUCUGCUGUUGCUGCCAGCAAACCUCGACUUCAUCAACCGAGUCAAUGAGGCAACGAACUCGACUACAGAGGCGGCAGAAGACGACCGGAAGUUCGAAGUUGCUCUGCUUCUCGAGAAGGCUUUGCUAGAUUCCGGCAUUGGCGCGAGGCUAUUAACAAAGACACGUGUACCCAUUCUACGUGUAUGCGAGAAGCCAUCAGAGACGCUACUCGAGAACCUUCGACAAUAUUGCAAACAGAGUGAAGAGGCCGCAACCCCGACUCCUGUCAGACCGACCAAAGAUGACAUGCCGGCACCGCCAGAAAUGACUCUCUCAGAUAUUACGACCGCCAUAUCUGAACUGUCUACAGAAGACGACGCCGCAUCAAUUCGUCUUCCAGAUUCGCCAACAAAGAACAAGCAGCUAGCCAUCGAAUUCGUUGGCGACUGUGGAAUCCAGUGCGACAUAAACUUCACAAAUUUCGUGGCUGUCCACAACACCCGACUUCUGAGAACGUACUGCACCUACGACUCAAGAGUGGCUCAAGUCGGUACUUUCGUGAAGCUCUGGGCCAAGACACGAGAUAUCAACACCCCCUACCUAGGGACGCUAUCGUCAUACGGGUAUACUCUGAUGGUCCUACACUACCUGAUGAAUGUUGUUGACCCGCCUGUCAUUCCCAACUUGCAGCAGCUUGCAUAUAGUGCAGACUCUUGGGCGACAAAGCCAGUGCAGAAGUUCGAGGACAAGUUUGACAUACGCUUUCUCUCCAAUAUGGAGCAGCUGCAGAAGUUCAAGGCUAUGCAGAGAGUGAAUCGACAGUCUACCGGACAUCUCCUGCGAGGAUUCUUUUGGUACUAUUCUGCUCAACAAGGCUUCCACUGGACGCAGUCUGUCAUAUCCAUUCGAACUCCGAGAGGCAUUAUGACUAAGGCGGUCAAAGGUUGGACUGAAGCCAAGUGGUCGGCGCAGAACAAGAACGUUCGUCAACGCUAUCUUCUGGCCAUUGAAGAUCCAUUCGAGGUUGAUCACAACGUCGGCCGCGUUGUCGGACACAAUGGGAUCGUUGCCAUUCGCGGAGAGUUCCGACGAGCAUGGCAUAUCAUCUCUACUGUCGGCGACCCAUAUGCACCUCGAGGCGGGCCUAUUGAAGACCUUCUACAGCCUGCUGAAGCUAGAGGAGAUCUCUUGCGCAAAGAUCAAGACUUUCAUCGGGACAAGAUGCGGAAGAUGAAACAAGAAGCGGAGGCCAGACAGAAGCAAGCAUUGCAAGAUAGCGUGUCGACUACGACUCCUGAGCAGCCCAUAGACCAGGGACAGCUGCUUCUGAAUGCGGUCAUGGGGUAUCCAACUGGAACCACGAACGGUAUGUCGAAUUAG